This is a messenger RNA of Venustampulla echinocandica, 1368 nucleotides long. Its product is annotated as FAD-binding protein. Bases 1 to 1368 code for a protein of 455 amino acids. Gene Ontology annotation, molecular function: oxidoreductase activity; FAD binding. NCBI's taxonomy places the organism in Eukaryota, Fungi, Ascomycota, Leotiomycetes, Helotiales, Pleuroascaceae. The record is from RefSeq and is a predicted model, not a curated record. The transcript has 7 exons.
AUGCUGCUCACUAUCAACUCGUAUUUGCUGCUUCUUCCAGCAUCAAUUAAGCCUUUCAAUCUCCGUCUCCCAUUUACACCAGUCGCCGUAGCGGUUCCGUCAACAGUUGCCCAGGUCCAAGCAGCAGUAGCUUGUGGGGCACAUGCUAAGGUCCUAAUUACGGCAAAUUCGGGAGGACACAGCUAUGCCUCUCAUGGCUUGAGAGGAGAGGAUGGGCAUUUGAUGAUUGAUAUGAGGCUAUUCAAUGAUGUCACCGUGGAGAGCUCCUCUGGCAUUGCCGUGGUUGGGGUUGGCGGUAGAUUGGGAAACAUUGCACAGUCAUUGUUUAACAAUGGCGAGCGUGCUGUCAGCCACGGGACUUGUCCUGGUGUUGGAAUAGGAGGUCAUGUCAUUGGUGGCGGUUACGGCUUCUCGUCACGCACUCACGGCCUUGCACUGGAUAACUUGGUCGAAGCACAGGUUGUCCUAGCUAAUAGCACUGUCGUAACUGCAUCCGUCACGGAGAACUCGGAUCUUUUCUGGGCCAUUCGUGGCGCUGGUGCCUCCUAUGGCAUUAUUACGAACUACAAAUUCCAAACAUACCCGGCGCCAGCCCAGAGCAUUACCUUCCAGUACCCUCUGAACCUCAGCCAAAAGGAGGUCAAAGCCGUAUACAUGACCCUGCAGCAUUACGCUAGUACUACCAUGCCAGGGGGGAUGAGUAUGAGACUAUUUGUCAACGCAGACUUCAUUGCACUUAUGGGUGUAUUUUACGGUACCAAGCAAGCGUUCCAGACUGCCAUCCAACCUAUCUUGCGCAAGGUUGGGAAUCCAACAGGCGAGGUAUCGCAAAUGGGGUAUUUGGAUACCUUGAGCACCUUUGCAUAUGGAAAUCUAACACUGCCGUUGGAUUAUGAUGUGCAUGAAACCUUCUUCUCGAAGAGCUUGAUGACUGCUGCCGUUACUGAUGCUGUUGCUGAUGCGUUUUGGGCAUAUUUGCCAGUCGCUAAGAGCGUCAAGAGAGAAUGGUUUCUACUCAUCGAUCUGCACGGAGGUCCCUCAUCAGCAAUCUCCAAAGUCCCUGCUAAUGCUACAUCCUAUGCCCACCGCCAUACUAUUUUUAAAUACGAGUUCUACGACCGCGUCACCAACGGCACAUAUCCCUCUGACGGAUUCUCAUUCUUCAACGAUUGGGUGGCUACAAUCACCAAUACUAUGAACCCCUCAGGUGUUGGCAUGUAUAUCAACUACGCUGACCCAACAUUGACCACCGAGGAGGCGCAGCACUACUACUGGCUCGAUCACUACAGCCGACUUGAAGAUAUCAAGAAGGCGUAUGAUCCAACUAAUAUCUUUUCGAACCCGCAGUCUGUUGGGAGAGGUAACUAG